This is a messenger RNA of Medioppia subpectinata, 1872 nucleotides long. Lineage: Eukaryota; Metazoa; Arthropoda; Arachnida; Sarcoptiformes; Oppiidae. The record is from the annotation of a GenBank genome assembly.
GUUCACAGAAUUUGCCUUUAAUUCAGUGUAUUGUUAGACCAAUUGAUCAGACAUAAUGUGCCACCAAAUAAAGUUAAUCUCAUUUCAAAAUUUCAAAAUAAUAAUAAUUAAUCUCUUAAUAUAUAACAUGUAAUACAAAUGUCAUAAUUAUAUCAUAAAAAGAUUUUUAUAAAAUAAGCAUAAAUUGCUAUAAGAGUGCGAAUUGGUGUUCAAUUGGUGUUAUUCACAUCAAAUUCUGGAGCUUUUUAAUAUAGUAGAGCAUAAAACAUAAAACAGUAUACAUUAUAAAGCAUAACCACAUAUUGGCUGUCAUAGAGAUAUCCAACCGAUUAUGUCAUAAAUCAUAGGGAAUUGCAAUUAUGGUGUUUCUCUUGAGUGAAACCGAAAAAUUAUUAAUAAUAAUAAUCGCUUCCUCACUGUUCUUAUUGAGUCUAAUCAUAACGAUAUGCUUUGUGUCACCCGUUUGUUGGCUUCACAAAUGGUUUAUUGAAUCCAACGCUAAGAAGAAAGAGGACAUCAAAAUCUGUUACUCAGCGAAACAACUUCUAACACAAGAGUCAAAGCACUUCCAGCUGUCAGUCAUACCACACUAUGGGGCCAAUAGUGAAAUUGGAUCAAAGCAUAAAUCCAAACAUAUUAACGAAGUCUCCAUACAAGUCGACCAAAAUAAGGCUAAAAAGCAAUCGAUCGCUUCCGAGGAAUCGGUGUCACUAAACACGGGGUCCAUUAAAUUGGAGAUCAGAUACGAAACCAUUUCUAACGCUAGUAUUCGGCUCUUCAUUAACAUAAUCGAAAUCUCGAAACUUAAACAGAGAGACUAUUUGGUCGACCCGUCUUGUUAUGUAUCCAUCAUUUUAGUCGGUCUUAAGAAUAGACGCAGAAGUCUUAUCAAUAAAGCCAUUCCGAGUGCAUUAUACCGCACGUCUACUGCUAAACGAUGCCUUAAUCCAGUGUUCAAUGAGUUAUUUGUCAGCCAAGACUUACCGAAGAGUAUAUUAAAGGACGGAUUGCUCCGAAUAAAGGUAUUCGACGACGAAAGGUAUGCCAAUGAUCUCUGUCUCGGAGAAGCGACCGUUCAUCUCAAGAAAGUGGACAAUACGGCAGACAAUUUAAUUAAGGAGUACUCACUCUUGUCGUCAAAAGAGUCAAAGGGCGAGCUAUUGAUCGGAUUGUGUUAUUUGCCGACCUCUAAACGGGUCACAGUUUCCAUAAUGAAAGCAACACUCAGUCACUCGACAAACAUUCAGACUUCAAAUACCAUUUGUUAUUACAUUCGGGUUCUGCUAUUCAUUAACGGAAAACUAAUGAAAAAGAAAAAGACGGCCACAACUCAGAAGAUGGUUUGGGGCGACAAUGAGAUCCUCACCUUUGACCUGAUGUCGUUCGAGAGCUCAGAGUCGGCCUUCAUGUUUGUGCUGUCGUUCAAACAGGAGAGCUCUCAGUCUCCCUCAUCGCCAGAGACGCCGGUUGUGGCCGAAGGCGAAGAGUCGCCUAAAGACAGACAUAUCGGACACUUCAUUGUCGGCCAAGAGAUGUGGCAUCAGAUGAAACAACAGCCCAGAAAACAGAUUACGAAAUGGCAUAAACUCUAUUGAAUUCAAUGUCAGAUAAACACACGUAUGUCUUAACGGAUGUCUUAAGAAAGUGGCCAAACAUUAAAUUGUAAUUAAGCUGUGAUUUCAAUAUCCUUUAAGAAUAUUUAAUGGAAAGUCCAUUUAUUUGUGUUCAUAAUAUUGUUAUUAAGAUUACAGUAAAAUAUAUAUAUAAAUAACUUUCAAAACAAUCACUUUUCAAUCCAUUUAAAUCUAAUCGCUUCUCCUUUUAUCACUUUUUUCAUUCGUUUUACUAACUCUUGAAACAAAAUGUGACGAA